AUGGGGAAUAAAUUAAAGGGCACCAAGCGUCAAAGUGAUAGAGCCGUAGCUAGUCCCAGCACAAAGAAGGUGAAGUUGAAUGACUCGAAGUCAAAAGUUGCACAAUUAGAAUCAGAACCUGAUUCAAGUAGUGAAGAUUUAUCAGUAAGUGAGGAUGACCAGGAAUCAGCGAGUAAUUCAGGCGCAUCGGAUGAUGACGAAUUAGACGAUUUAGACGAGGUUGAGCCAGAUGAGGACGAGUUGGAUGACCUCAAUGAAGUUGAAGUAGGCGAUGUUGAAGAGAAAGAAAAUGCAACAAAAUCAGUCGACCCAAAUAAAAAAACAUCAAGAGAACAACACUCUGAGCAAAGGAAAUUACUAAGUGAUAGAAAAUUACAAAGAAAAUCCGGCGCCAAGGUGCAAGAUAUCAAGAAAUUGUGGGAGAAACUUAGAGUAAAACAUCCGGCACCAACAAAAGCACAACGUGAUAAGUUAUGUGACGAAAUUUGGGAAUUGUCGCAUGAUGUAAUAAACGACUUGGUUUUGAAACACGAUGCAUCAAGGGUAGUACAGACAUUGAUCAAGUAUUCCGGUAAGGAAAGAAGAGACAAAAUUGUGGAUGCAUUGAAAGGCUCUUUUUAUCAAUUAGCCACUUCAGCAUAUGGUAAGUAUUUGCUCAUCAAGAUAUUGCACUAUGGGUCAAAGGAGUCUCGUGAAGCUAUUGUUAAUGAGCUACAUGGUAAGCUUCGUAAGUUGAUGAGACACAGGGAAGGCGCAUACGUUGUUGAAGAUUUGUUUGUGUUGUAUUCUACAGCUGCACAAAAACAGCAAAUGAUUAGGGAAUUUUGGGGAAGUGAAUAUGCCGUGUUUAGAGAUUCCGGCAAGGGCAAAACAGUUGUCGAUAUUAUCAAAGAGUCUUCGGAAAAGAAACAACUCAUUAUGCAAAAUUUGUACGGAACGAUUAAAGCAUCAGUUGAAAAAGGAUCAACUGGUUUCCAAAUCUUGCAUGCAGCAAUGAAAGAAUAUGUGAGUGUUUUGGUUGAAGAUAUCGACGCCAACGAUUCGGCCAUUAGGGAUUUCAUUGAUUUAUUGAGUGAACAAUUUGCCGAAUUGGUGCACACUCAAGAAGGGUCAGAAGUUGCAUGCUGUAUAAUUGCCUUGGCGAAUGCAAAGGAAAGAAAAGGUAUAAUUAAGAGCUUGAAAACCCAUAGACAAGAAUUGAUCAAAAAUGAAUACGGAAAUGUUGUCUUGAUUACAUUAUUUUUGGCUGUGGAUGAUACUGUAUUAACCUACAAGUCAUUUUGCAGUGAAAUGUUUACUUCCGAAGAGCUCCCACCAUUAGUGCAAGACAAGUUUUCCAGAAGGCCGAUUUUGUAUAUAUUGCGUGGGUUGGAUGGUAAAUAUUUUUCUCCAAAUGUCAAACAAGCAUUGUUGAAAUAUCAAGACUUGGCCUAUGCCAAGACAUCGAAAAAGGAUAAAGUGAUAAAAAGACAAGAGUUGUUUGACAAAUCCAUUGAACCAAUUUACAAAGCAUUGCUUGAUAGUCGUGAAAGUGGUGAAUUUGAUAAAUUAUUGUCAGUCAAUAUUGGUGCUCAAUUUAUCACUGAUCUUUUAACAAUUGCAACCACCAAUGAAAAAGUCAACUCCAAGUAUAGACCGCAGUUGUUGGAUACAAUUUUCAAUAAAAUCAUAAAGGGAGAUAUAUUGGAAGAUUACCAUUUGUUGAACAAAAUUCCAUUUAUGUCGAGAUCAAUCAAGGCAUUGAUGCAUGGAAACCUCUUCAAAUUUGACAAUGAAUCUAAAAAAUUGAUCCAAGUUGAAGGUGCAGGAAACAUACCUGGAAUUGGUGUUGACUUUGCUGAAAGGGCAGUUGAUGAGAUUUUGAGUAAUGACAAGUUGAUGGAUUGGACUCGUGGUCAACCGGCUUUUGUGUUGGUUGCAGCAUAUGAAGUUUUACAAUUGGCCAAUUCAAAACAGGCCAAAACAUUACAACAACAGUUGAAAAAGGAGAAAAAGAAUUUAUCCAAGGAAGAUAAAGGUUCAAAUCUUUUAUUAGAACUUAUAUAA
This is a messenger RNA of Lodderomyces parapsilosis, 2046 nucleotides long. RefSeq lists its product as uncharacterized. The transcript has a single exon. Gene Ontology annotation, cellular component: nucleolus. Lineage: Eukaryota; Fungi; Ascomycota; Pichiomycetes; Serinales; Debaryomycetaceae. The record is from RefSeq and is a predicted model, not a curated record. Bases 1 to 2046 code for a protein of 681 amino acids. Gene Ontology annotation, biological process: regulation of translation. Gene Ontology annotation, molecular function: mRNA binding.